UGGCUCGGGGUCACUAUGGUCCAUUCCCCGGAUCUCGGUCCGGGGUCCCUGCUGUGGGGCCCACGAUCCCCACCUGUGCCUUGCUGGCUGGAGGGUGGCUGCUCUUGUAGGAACACCUGGUCUCCCUGGACACUUUUCCAGCCCACCUCCCCCACCCACUUCGACCUGUGGAGUCAAAUUAGGGCUUUGUGGUGUGUGGGGGUUAUAACUCACAUGGCUGCAGCCAGUGUGACUCCCCCUGGCUCCCUAGACCUGCUGCAGCCUGGCUUCUCCAAGACCCUCCUGGGGACCAAGUUAGAAGCCAAGUACCUGUGUUCAGCUUGCAGAAACAUCCUACGGAGGCCCUUCCAGGCCCAGUGUGGUCACCGCUACUGCUCCUUCUGCCUGACCAGCAUCCUCAGCUCUGGGCCUCAGAAUUGUGCUGCCUGUGUCCAUGAAGGCCUGUAUGAAGAAGGCAUUUCUAUUUUAGAGAGUAGUUCGGCCUUCCCAGAUAAUGCUGCCCGCAGGGAGGUGGAGAGCCUGCCAGCUGUCUGUCCCAACGAUGGAUGCACCUGGAAGGGAACCUUGAAAGAGUACGAGAGCUGCCAUGAAGGACUAUGCCCAUUCCUGCUCACUGAGUGUCCUGCAUGUAAAGGCCUGGUCCGCCUCAGCGAGAAGGAGCACCACACUGAGCAGGAAUGCCCUAAAAGGAGCCUGAGCUGCCAGCACUGCAAGGCACCCUGUAGCCAUGCGGACCUGGAGGUACACUACGAGGUCUGCCCUAAGUUUCCCUUAACUUGUUAUGGCUGUGGCAAGAAGAAGAUCUCUCGGGAGAAGUUUCAGGACCAUGUUAGAUCAUGCAACAAGUGCCGGAUUCCAUGCAGAUUCCACUCCAUCGGCUGUUCUGAGAUGGUGGAGAACGAGGAACUUGAAGGUCAUGAAGUGCAGAGACUACGGGAGCACCUGGCCCUGCUGCUGAGCUCAUUCCUGGAGUCCACGGCCUCCCAGGGAAGCCAGAACCAGGCCAAGGAGCUGCUGCAGCAGUGCCACACUUUGGAGCAGAAGACAGCCACCUUCGAGAACAUUGUCUGCGUCCUGAAUCGGGAAGUAGAGAGGGUGGCAGUGACUGCAGAGGCGUGUAGUCGGCAGCACCGGCUAGACCAGGACAAGAUUGAGGCCCUGAGUAACAAGGUGCAGCAACUAGAGAGGAGCAUUGGCCUCAAGGACCUGGCCAUGGCUGACCUGGAGCAGAAGGUCUCAGAGUUGGAGGCAUCCACCUAUGAUGGAGUCUUCAUCUGGAAGAUCUCAGACUUCGCCAGAAAGCGCCAAGAAGCUGUAGCUGGCCGUACACCCGCUAUCUUCUCCCCAGCCUUCUACACAAGCAGAUAUGGCUACAAGAUGUGUCUACGAGUCUACUUGAAUGGCGACGGCACCGGGCGGGGAACUCAUCUGUCUCUCUUCUUCGUGGUGAUGAAAGGCCCCAAUGAUGCCCUCUUGCGGUGGCCUUUUAAUCAGAAGGUAACAUUGAUGUUGCUGGACCAGAACAACCGGGAGCAUGUAAUCGACGCAUUCAGGCCUGAUGUGACCUCAUCCUCCUUCCAGAGGCCUCUCAGUGACAUGAAUAUCGCCAGUGGCUGCCCCCUCUUCUGCCCUGUGUCCAAGAUGGAGGCCAAGAAUUCCUAUGUGCGGGACGAUGCUAUUUUCAUCAAAGCUAUUGUGGACCUUACAGGACUCUAGCCACCCCUACUAGGAAUAGCAGCUCAGUGAGGAGCUGCCACACUGGGCCAGGGCUCUGCCACACAAGGGUGGGCAGGCUUGGUGCGAGUGCUGGGAAGGGCCUCAGCCAGUCACCAUCACACAGAAAGGCAGGAAGGAGCCUCCAGUUGGUCCUCAACUGGUAGACUGAGUGGAGGGUCCAUUCAGCUCGGUCCUUGUGGGACCGGCUGGGGUCUUCUCACCUUUCCAGUAGAAAAGCUUUUGCUGUCUUUUCUGUCUGGGGAAGGGAGAGGCCCUUGGGUGGGGUACUUAGAAAGACCUCUCAAGAGAGCUUCAGAGUCACACCAGCAACAAGAGUAUGGUGUUUGACCUUACCUGCUCUGGCUUGUGGAAAGGAGGUAGGGGCUGCACAGGAGAAGGGCAUCCACCUGCAGAGCAUAGCCCAGGAGAGGAACACUCUCAGACAUAGACAUACAGGAGAAGAGCCUGCUUGGGCUGCACAGUCCUGCCAGUGGCCUGUAUUGAGGAGAAGCAAUUAAACUAUUCAGAUGUC
Molecule: messenger RNA, 2248 nt
Organism: Phodopus roborovskii (desert hamster)
Lineage: Eukaryota; Metazoa; Chordata; Mammalia; Rodentia; Cricetidae
Gene: Traf2
Product: TNF receptor associated factor 2
Exons: 11
Coding region: 16-1716 (566 amino acids)
Biological process (GO): regulation of apoptotic process; protein K63-linked ubiquitination; tumor necrosis factor-mediated signaling pathway
Cellular component (GO): plasma membrane signaling receptor complex; cytosol; cytoplasmic side of plasma membrane
Molecular function (GO): ubiquitin-protein transferase activity; tumor necrosis factor receptor binding; ubiquitin protein ligase binding
Source: RefSeq, a predicted model, not a curated record